AUGAGAAUGAUCCUAGCCAUCUCGGCCAGCGAGCUAGAGAUGAUGCGUUGCGCGCAGCAGCUGAAACCGAGGCCCACGCAUGCCCUGCCUCGGCAUGAUGGCGUUGCGUACUACAGACGGGCUCUUGAAGAGUUCAGAGUCAUUCUGCGUGAGCUUGACUAUCGCUCGGCCAAGUGCCUGGAUGAAGUCUUGGCGAUUUUCUUUCUCAUGGUGGUGUACGAACAGCAAUUCGGCCGGCACGCAUCCGGAAUGGAGGCGCAUUUACGGGGACUGUAUGCGUUUCUGGCGACAAUGUUUGCGACAAAACAGGAUUUAUCCUUGGCCGGGCUUCCGCUACUCGGCCAGCAGCUGCUCUUGUUCACAAUGUACAUCAACUUGAACCUCAAUGUUCCGAUACACCAGGGUUCUCUACCAAGGCUGUGGCGCGAAGCCGGGCACAAGGAGUCGUGCGUCUCAGUAAUGGAUCAGCUGUUCCACAACACUCGGGAUGCGCUGCGCAACAUGUGGAUGCCGGGAUAUCCGACAGAGGAGCUAGUCGAUGACAUCUCUGUUUCUCGACCACUACAGUUCUACCACGAGUGCUGCCUGCUCAAAGGCAAGCUCCUUGUCGCCCAGCAUGACCAGUCCAAUGGUGCAGGAGAUGGAACUACUUGGCAGCGCGAGCUCGAUCAGAUUGGCAAGCGUUUCCAAGACCUCUUGGCAGUUGGCCGGAGAUCUGACGUGCCUAUGCGGAAGCAUGAGCUGCAGGCAAUUCAGUUUGCCGUGGCCGAGUAUCGGAGUCUGGCGACCUGCCGAGCCUGGAAGUUCCAGCGCGCAAACACAAUGCAUGUGGAGAAGCCUUCCGACUUGAACGCGGAGCACCGGCAACUCGAUGAAUCCGACUUUCCUUCCGAUGGCAAGCCGGGCACGGGUUCGCAUUUCAAGGGGGAUGUCGCUCUUCAGCUCGUGGACACCUUGGUCGCUGGUGAUGUCUCUCCGGAAGAGCAAAGACAGACCCUCCGACGCAUAGACUGCGUCCUGAUGCCUGUCAUGUUCAUCACAUACGCUCUGCAGUACAUGGACAAGUCAUGCCUGACAGGAGCUGCUCUCUUCGGUAUCUUAACUGACCUGGACCUGAUAAAGCUCGGCUAUCAAGGGGACAAAAUCGUCGUCGACUCUUCCAGAUACUCCUACUGCUCUCUAAUCUUCUAUUGGGGAUAUCUCGUUGGACUUCUUCCGGGUGUAUACUUGAGUCAGAAAUUUCCGCUUGGUAGAUAUACUUCUGUUAUUGUGUUUGUCUGGGGCUGUGUCACCACUUGCACGGUUGCCGUCAAGUCUUACGAGGGCCUACUUGCGCAGCGUUUCUUCCUUGGAGUCGCCGAAGCCGGCCUCGCACCCGCAUUCUCCCUCAUUACGGUCAUGUGGUAUCGACGCCGCGAGCAGCCACUUCGAUACGCAAUAUGGUACUCAGCAUCGGGAAUGGGUGUGCUAAUCGGCGCAUUGCUCUUAUAUGCCAUUGGCCAGAUCAAGGGGCCGUUAGAGCCUUGGCGAUAUCAGUUCACCAUCAUCGGAUGCGUCACGGCUGUUUGGGGCAUUCUGCUCUUUUUCAUACUCCCCGAUAGCCCCGUCACUGCACGCUUCCUUCCCCAGAGGCUCAAGGUUGUCGCCAUCGAGCGACUACGGUACGAGCAAAUCGGAAUCGAAAACAAGACGAUCAAGCGCGAGCAAAUUCGCGAGGCUUUUACCGACCCCAAGACGUAUUUCUACAUGGUCAUGGUCUUUGCUCUCAGCCUGACCAACGGCGCCUCUACUGGCUUUGGAUCGAUCAUCGUUCAGUCCUUUGGCUAUCCUCCCCUGAAGACUGUUCUCCUCCUUGGAGGAGCUGGCGCCACACUCUUUGUGUCCCUCCUUCUGUGUGGCACAGGAGCAGUCUACAUCCCUCACAGCCGCUCCAUAUUCGGCAUGGUCAGCUGUCUCCCAGUCAUUUCAGGCUCCGUCAUGGUAUGGAAAUCCGACUGGAGCACCAAGAUGACACCCCUCUGGGGCUUCUACUUGACGUCGAUUUUCGCCACCACCGUGGUCAUGGUCCUCACACUGAUGGCAGCCAACACGGCUGGUCACACCAAGAAAGCCGUCACAUCGGGUCUCGUCUGGGCAUCCUACUGCGCGUCCAAUGGCAUCGCACCGUUGACUGUGCGGACCCAGGAGAAAGAUGACCAUUAUCCGACGGCUUGGAAGAUUAUUCUCUCCAUGACGUCGUUGAGCUUUGUUUUGUUGGCCGUCUUCCGCUGGUACCUCCUCCAUCUGAACAAGAAGAAGGACCAGGUGAAGCUUGUGAACCACGAAGAGGCUGCGCGAACCGCAUUCAUGGAUAUGACUGACCGCGCGAAUGAGAAUUUUCGGUACGAGGCUUGA
Molecule: messenger RNA, 2394 nt
Organism: Purpureocillium lilacinum
Lineage: Eukaryota; Fungi; Ascomycota; Sordariomycetes; Hypocreales; Ophiocordycipitaceae
Source: RefSeq, a predicted model, not a curated record